AUGGCAGAUGCGGGAGGCGCCGAUUUCGCAGGUGAGGAUGAGCAGGUGACCAGCACCUUGAAUCCGGAAGCUGCGGAGUUUAAGCCUGGGGUCACCUUCGGUGGCUCUAGGCCGAGUCAGUCGUCGCCGUCGCCAACCUCCUCGCGUGAGCAGGCGGAUACGGGUCCCUCUUUGGUCUUCGGGGGUGGCGGGAACUUCCUGUCAAAGUAUUCUUCUAUCGAUGUUCCCGCUCCCAAGGUACAGGCAACACUCCGCCGCCGCUCUGCAGAGGGUCCAGGCGCUGGGUCAGCUCCUGCACCAGUCCCCGAUCGAGUAAAUGUUCAGCUGAACCAGCAGAUCGUCAACGCUGGGAUGCCGGAAAGGAUCCUUCAGAUUGUUGACGAGAACUUCGACCAGCUGAAUGCGGUCAACCUCAUCACAGCACUCCACCGCUUGGCGGCGAUCUCACUGGCCUCCAAGAAGGCGGGGUUGCGUCGCGAUCCUCGCUUCAAGCGUCUGGUGAACAGGUUGUCGGAGACGAUUCGAAAGACGGAUCCGCAAUUCCUGAAGCCGCAGGACCUCUCCAACGUGGCCUGGGGACUCACCAAGCUCGGAAUUCAAAACACGCUGCUUUUCUCGCUGCUUUCGGAUCGAAUCCUGGUGCGCAUUGAUUCUUUCCAGCCGGUCAAUCUCUCCAUGACGCUGUGGGCUUUCGCAAGGUCGGGCCUCUCCGACGAGCGACUGCUGCGAGCAGCGGCUCAGGAGGUGAAGAGCCAGAUGAAGUACUUUGAGCCGCAGCAGAUUGCGAACACCACAUGGGCCAUGGCAAAGUGUGGCUUCGUGGACGAGGAGCUUUUCGAGCAGGCAGCGGAGCAAGCCAUCUUACAGCUCAAGAAGUUCCAGCCGAUGAACUUCUCGAUGCUCCUCUACUCCUUUGCUUUGGCCCAACAGCGCCAUGAACGACUCUUUGAGGAGGUGGCGAAAAGAUGUACCGUGGAUGUUCUGAAGCAUUCGCUGUCCGCAAUGGCCUCAGGUGAUGUUUUGCUCCUGUUCAAUUCGGCACGCAUCGCCGUGCCACAGUUUUGCAGUCUAGCCAAGUCUAGUGACAUGGCCAUGGACACAGGGCAUGGACCGGACUCAGAUGACUACUUCACCGCGAAUGGUCGGACCGAGAGAUGUGACGUAGAGACUCGCGUCCAGAAGCUGAACUUUCUCUCAACGAGUGUCAAGAAGAAGGAGAACAUCGGCGAUACCCACACCAAAAGCCAGUCUGAAAUAUCCCAGACGACAGCGAAGAGCAAGGGCACUUCCAAGACGCCCGGAGCAGGAUCAGAGCCAAACCAGGAUGUUGGCCUGCAUGAAUCCGAAGAACAGGAAGACGCUCAUCUCCCUCUGAGCAGAGCUAACGUGGGCGACGUGGCGGAUGGACUCCUCUGCCGCCCCGAACGCGCUCGCAUGGACGGCGACGUCCGGCCAGAGAGCGGAACCUCGCUGCUGUCCGGGCUGCCGCUUCCAGAGGUCCUCUUCCCGGAGGAUAGCAGCCCUGCACCGGAGAAGCUUGAAGACCAGGCCUUGGUGCUGGCUCCGCUCGACAGAUCCCAUGCUUCCCUCCUCGACGCUGGCACUGGUGGCGCGGCAUCGCCGUGGUGGGAGGAGGUCUUCCGGCAGCGGGUGGGUGACACUCUGGCUUUACCCAGAGACUUGCGGUUUCCGGGACACCCCGACUGCCAGGCCAUCACUGUGGAGAAAGAUUUCCGCUCCGCCUCCCGAGCGCGGCUUUUGCGGCUACUUCCCUCCUCGGCUUCUGUCAUUCUCAAGGCUGCGGAUGUGCAGCAGGAAGCGGCCGUCAUGUCGAUCCUGAGGCGCAUGAACCAGCUCUGGCAGCAGUGCGAAGUGCGCGUGUGCGAAGAGCUCGUUCAAACUGUGACCUAUGACAUCUGCUCUCUCUCCGGGAAGUUUGGUCUCGUUGAGGUCAUACCCGACAGCCGCAACAUGAGGGAGCUGGCCCAGUGCUAUCCUUCAGAGCGCCCACUGCGCGUGCUUCACGCUCUGAAGCAUGAUGCCAAGUUGCUCGAUCGACUGGCGGCCUCGACUGUGGCUUAUUUGGUGGCGGGCUAUGCGGUAGGCCUUCGAGACAGCCAUGACGACAACAUCAUGCUCCGAGCUGAUGGCAUGCUCUUCCGAGUGGAUUUCGGUUACAUCUUCGGCGCUUCGCCAGCCUUAGAUGCGCCCCCGACCGUGGUCCCAAACGCUGUGAUCACCGCGCUUGGAGCCAGGUGGAAAGAAGUUUUAGUCGUCUCUGAGAGUGCGCUGAUGGCGAUCUCCGGAGGCACUCACGAACCCCCGGGAUGGUCGUGUCUGCGGGCUGUUCCAGCAAUGGCUCCUUAUCAUCACGAGGCCUACGCCUACGCGCGGCACCUCUCCCUGGAAGCUUUUCGAGGAGAAGUGCGUGCGGCAGAUGAGUGGUCCAUGUCUCGCGCCGCCAAGAACCGUCUUCGGGAAGCCGUUCGCCUCAUGACCUGGAGUGAUGCGGAACCCUCGCCCAAGCAGUCCGAGCGUCGAGGCUCGGAAGGCGUUUCGCCAGCUCGGACGUUGCAGCCGGCAGGCGACCGCCUGUCGCCACUUUGCCGAUUGGAAGAGGAGGAGGAGGACGUCGACGACUCGCAGCAGUUUUCCAUCAGCCUCUAA
This is a messenger RNA of Symbiodinium sp. CCMP2592, 2667 nucleotides long. NCBI's taxonomy places the organism in Eukaryota, Dinophyceae, Suessiales, Symbiodiniaceae. The record is from the annotation of a GenBank genome assembly.